AUGACCGAAGGGUGCCAAUCUCCGGCACACUGCGGUCUACUACACCAUUGUUCACCAUCAUCAUCUGAUGUCGGAACCACAAUCGACCCUCUUCCCCUGUCUAAACGUCGUCUCUUGCAAGAUGAUUCAGAGAGAGAUCGAGAUGGGGGAAAUUUCAGUCGUCGAAAGGGUCAAAGUCUUAAGCAUUUCCGAAAAAAAUCUGGGAAGAGUUACAACGGAUCUUCGAAAAAGCAACCACUUCCACCUGGUCCAUAUCCAUGGCCAAUAGUCGGCAACCUUUUCCAAAUGGGAAAGAUUCCUCAUAUUCGACUUGCAGAGAUGGCCCAAGUACAUGGACCACUCAUGACGCUUCGCCUUGGUCAACAAAUCACCAUUGUUGGAUCAUCAGCUUCUGCAGCUUCAGAGAUUCUCAAGACCCAUGAUCAUCUGCUUGCUGGUCGAGAUGUACCAAGAUUGCUUCAAGGUAAGGAAUCGAUUGUUCACAAUAUGAAUCUUGUCUUUACAUCAGGAACGGGUGAUGGUUGGAGGAAAAUCCGGAAUCUUUAUGCAUCAAAGAUUUUUUCAAGCAAAGCUUUGGAAUCUCGUGUGGACAUGAGAGAGAAGAAAGUUAUGGAGAUGGUGAAGUACAUAGCUUCAAAAGAUCUUGUGGACUUCGAAGGCAGUGGUAUAGGUGCAGGGAUUAAGGACUCUGUAAGAAGACUUUCUACCUUGGGUGCUCAACCACAAAUAGCAGACUUAUAUCCGAUAUUUGGUCGAUGGGAUCUACAAGGCUGGAAAAAGCAGGUUGUACAGAUCAUAGAACAAGAGCUUGGAACUAUUUGGGAGGAUAUCCUCCAAAAGAAAACAAGUGGAAGUAAUACAUCAUCCGAUCAUCAAGAUUUCACCGAUAUUUUAAUUGAAAAAGGUAGUACACAUCAACAAAUCAAUGCUAUGAUGCAGGAGCUGUUUACGGCUGGCACUGAAUCUAUGAAUUUUACCACCGAGUGGUUAGUUGCAGAGCUUCUCAGAAACCAAGAGAUAAUGCAAAAGGUUAGUGAUGAAGUCAGGAACAAGAUAGAUGGGAAUGUAGUCAAAGAGUCAGAUUUGGUUCAUUUUCCCUUUCUGGAAGCAUGCUUAAAGGAAACCCUAAGAUUGCAUCCUCCAGGACCACUUCUUCUACCUCAUAGAGCUAUGCAAACAUGUGAGGUGAUGGGAUACACUAUUCCAAAAGAUAGUCAAGUGAUGGUUAACAUCUGGGCAAUUAGCCGUGAUCCCAAGAUCUGGGAUGACCCUUUGAGCUUCAAACCUGAAAGAUUUGUGGGAUCGGAGAUGCAUUACAAAGGUAAAGACUUUGAAUACUUGCCAUUUGGUUCUGGGAGAAGAAUGUGUCCCGGAGAGGCAUUGUCAUCGAAGACAAUACUCCUAUCUGUGGCUUCUUUGAUUCUAAACUUUGACUGGUUCCUCGUGAAUAACACAAUGAAUCCCGAAGACCUUAACAUGGAUGAUGCUUUGGAUUUCCCAUUGUACAAGAAAGAACCAUUACAUGUAACUUUCAAGCUCCGUCAUCAGUUGAAGACUUGUUGAAACCACAUCAUGGAAUGGGUUUGAUAACCAAGUGUGUAUGAAAUUCAUCUCGUAACUGGAAGGCCUUUGUGUAUGUGGUGAUCAAAUAAUUAAGAUGUGCUGCGAUUACAUCUUAAAAUGGUGCCUUUGAAAGUAAUGUUAUUUUAGAAAACAUGUUAUUAUGUGUUGUUUGAAUUUUCUAUUUUAUUUGCGAUCAACGUUCUACUCUAAAUUUAUAGGUUAAGUUGAAUAUGUAGC
Molecule: messenger RNA, 1800 nt
Organism: Lactuca virosa
Lineage: Eukaryota; Viridiplantae; Streptophyta; Magnoliopsida; Asterales; Asteraceae
Source: the annotation of a GenBank genome assembly